GGGGUUGGAUCAUGGCUAAAUAUCUUCUGGAGAAAUGGAUGUUAUGUUUCUUAGGGUACUCAGCUCUCUCUAAGUUGGUUGAUUAGAUCACUAGUGCCCACUCCAGAGACUGCAAUGGGAAGCAGUUCACUGGUCGCCGCUGUUGCAAAGAGAUUGGAAGGAAAAGUGGCUUUGAUUACGGGUGGAGCCGGUGGCCUUGGAUCCAGCACAGCGAAACUAUUCUGUCAACGAGGUGCCAAAAUCUUGAUUGCUGACGUCCAAGAUGGUAAUGGCCACCUCAUCUGCGAGGAAUUAGGCCACGCCAACGCUUCCUUCAUCCAUUGCGAUGUCACAAGUGAAGUGGAUGUUCAAAAUGCAGUUGACAAAGCUGUUGUCAAGCAUGGGAAGCUCGAUAUAAUGGUGAACAAUGCCGGCAUCAUGGGAAGCAACAAAACAGACAUUCUGGAUAAUGGUCAAGCCGAGUUUGAACACGUUUAUCGUGUUAACGUUACUGGUACAUUUUUGGGCAUCAAGCACGCAGCUCGUGUCAUGAAAGCAAACCGUGGGGGAAGCAUAAUUAACAUGGCUAGCGUUUGUUCAGUAAUUGGUGGAGUUGCUACGCAUGCCUACACAAGUUCUAAGCAUGCCGUGCUUGGCCUCACGAGGAACACGGCUCUUGAAUUAGGGCAAUUUGGCAUUCGGGUUAAUUGUGUUUCGCCUUAUGCUGUUCCAACACCAAUGUCAAGGAAGUUGUACAAUUUAAAAGAUGAUGAUCCAUUUGAUGUUUAUUCAAACCUCAAAGGGGUAGCACUGAAGCCAGAGGAUGUGGCUCAGUCUGUUCUUUAUUUGGCAAGCGACGAGUCUAAGUAUGUAAGCGGGCACAAUCUGAUUGUGGAUGGAGGUUUUACAAUUGUGAAUACCGCUCUUACGAUGUUUGGUUGAGAAAAAUCUGGUGGUUGACACCUAAUCGAUUGUGGCAUAUUGAUAGAGCUACCAUGAAAAUUUUAAGGGCACAACCUGGUUAACUCUUAUUGUAGUUUAUUGGUGCACGAUCUCAGGUUGAAGCUUAUUUGAUGAAGUGUGUGUAAAGUAUGUGAUCAAAAAGUUGAAUGUUGUAGAUAUAUUUUACGAAUACCAUUAAAAAAAUUGUGUGUGAUAUGGGUGUGUGUUUAAGAAAAGCCAAU
Messenger RNA from Ilex paraguariensis (yerba mate), 1163 nucleotides. Lineage: Eukaryota; Viridiplantae; Streptophyta; Magnoliopsida; Aquifoliales; Aquifoliaceae. The record is from the annotation of a GenBank genome assembly.